CUUAUUUAGAAAUGUCGAUAGUUUGGCAUGCCGAGGCUGACCGAGAGGGCAGCACCUGCACGGGAGGAAGAGCACUCCGCCAGAGAGAGUCAGCCAUUUGAGCAAAAAUGUACACCCGCGCUCUUCUCUCCGCCCGCAAUGCCGUGAAGGCCACAGUUUCACGGCGUGGCAUGGGAUCCGUAACGGACUUCAAGCCUCCUACCAUGUCCGAACUCCCUGUCCCUCAAGGUGCAUGGAAAGAUGCUCACAACGCAAAGCAAAGGAAGAACAACCUCCACCUCAUCAGUGGCGUUUUGGUCGCUGGUGGCACUCUAAGCUUCCUGGUACAGUCUGGCAUGGUUGACUUUGGACUGGCCCCCGAGAUGGGCAAGUAAUGCUGCUGCUGCUGCUCUCAUGUACAUAUAGUAACAUGGAUGUCAGCUGACACAGAGAGUAUGUGCGCCUCGUGGAAGUGGGCUCUGUUGUUAAAAUGUAUCUUUUGUAAAUAACAAAAACUGGUAUACUAAUUUAUUUCAUUCCAAGCUUUUCUUUUAAAAGAAAUUAAAAGUACUUUCAAA
Messenger RNA from Portunus trituberculatus (swimming crab), 557 nucleotides. RefSeq lists its product as uncharacterized. The record is from RefSeq and is a predicted model, not a curated record. NCBI's taxonomy places the organism in Eukaryota, Metazoa, Arthropoda, Malacostraca, Decapoda, Portunidae. Bases 108 to 374 code for a protein of 88 amino acids. The transcript is spliced from 3 exons.